AAAGCAUGCAGGCUGCCGGAAUUACAAAAGGAGAAGAAGACCUGUGGUUUGUUUUGAACUCGCACAUCAGGAAGGAUUCUGACAAAAACAGCAAGUGAUGGAGUUUCCUGAAGAUUUCAACCAGCUUGAGCUUCUUAAUUCACAUGGACACUUGAUCCCCCGAGGGGCCAGCAGCCUUUGGACUGGAAGCAAAGAUGAGGAGGAAGAGGGGGACGAGGAGGAGGGGGACCGCAGUGAGGAGUGGUAUCUAGAAAAAGAAGAAAGUCUCAAAGACCAACCAAAGGUGCUCCUUCUGUGGGCAGCGGAAAACAAUCGCGUUUCAACCAUCCACAGGUUGUUGACUGCUGACCCAUUGCUGGUGAACUGCUGUGAUGAGGACGGAUACACACCACUGCAUCGUGCAGCGUACAAUGGCCACGUUGAUGUGGUUUCCGCUUUGAUCGCUGCCAGGUCUAAGGUUAACCCUCGGACCAUUGAAGGCUGGACGCCCCUUCACAGUGCCUGCCGAUGGAGCCGCGUUGCCGUGGCGAGUUUUCUCCUGCAACAUGGAGCCGAACUGAACGCCCAGACCAACGGUGGGCUCACGCCACUACACCUGGCCGCUUCCAACACCACCCCCUUCAGAACAGACUCUCCUCACACGUUAGAGCUCCUCCUCUCUCAGCGACACCUGAAGCCGGAGCUCCGCAGCAGCAGCGGGGAGACGGCCAGUGAGGUGGCCCGACGUACUGGCCCACAUCACGCCCUGUUUGAGAUGGUAGAAGACUGUGUCAAUGUGAUACCCAUCUCAUGAAUAUAAAAUCCCAGGUUCAGAUGUUCUUACUCUCGUCUUGUCUUUGCCAGGAAAAUGGACAGCAGGUAUAUGAAAAUUAAUGAUGUUAUACAUACAAGACAUGAACUUCCAUCACAUUAGUUGCCAUACAUUACUUGGACUUGUAUUUAUACCAAGCAGCAACCUCCAGUUGAGGCUGGCUCUAGAAGUUAGUCAAUCCCUACAGAGACCCGUGUGAAAAUACUCAACUUUACAGAAGAAAUAAACAUGUUUACAUCCUGGUACAAAA
Messenger RNA from Epinephelus lanceolatus (giant grouper), 1061 nucleotides. It is a transcript of the gene ankrd49, whose product is annotated as ankyrin repeat domain 49. NCBI's taxonomy places the organism in Eukaryota, Metazoa, Chordata, Actinopteri, Perciformes, Serranidae. Gene Ontology annotation, molecular function: protein binding. The record is from RefSeq and is a predicted model, not a curated record.